AGUGUGUGUAUCCUGUGUUUGUUUGCAAGAGGCAGACACCUUGAGGGUGACAACAUUUUUUGAGCUUUUUCAGACCUGAACAGUUAUUCAUGUUGGACUUCAGCCAUCGAAAUGGAGAUAACAAUGGAUGGCCCCAUCUUUUUGACAAGUAUUUUGGGAUGCCCAACAUCGACAUCGGGACCAAGUCCGAUAAAUGUUUGCUGGUGGCUGUUCCAGAGCUGUGUCAGUGCAGAGAUCUGGAGCUGGACUGUGACGGUGCCCAGUUUCACCAUGUCCCAGCCGUGUCCGUUAACGUCACCAUGAUGUCCCUGCAAAGGAACCGACUUCGGAUAUUGAACGGUGACAUAUUCUAUAAGUACCAGAGUCUUCAGAAACUAUAUCUACAACAUAACAGAAUUCGAGCUGUGAGUCCUAACGCAUUCAGAGGACUAUACAAUCUAACAAGACUAUAUUUAAGCUAUAACAAGAUAUCCAUCCUGAUGCCCGGGGUGUUCCAAGAUCUACACAAGCUGGAGUGGUUGAUCCUUGAAAACAACAGUAUCCAUCAGAUAUCCCCCAUGACCUUUUCAGGCUUGCGUUCCUUGGUACUCCUGGUUUUGUUGAACAACGCUCUGACAAAGCUGGAUGACAUCUGCCUGGAAAUGCCAAGACUAAACUGGCUGGACAUGGAGGGAAAUCAAAUUGAAAGUGUUGGAAACGUAACAUUCUGGUCGUGCAACAUGAUGACUGUGCUUGUCCUACAGAAGAACAGAAUCAGUCGCAUACAUGAACAGGCGUUCUCAUUUCUAAAGAAACUUGGGGAAUUAGAUCUGUCCAGCAACAGACUCGUGGCAAUCCCUCCCAAUCUCUUUGUUCAUCUGGGAGAUUUACUACAGCUGAACAUCUCGUGUAACCCUAUCGUGGAUCUCCAAGUUGACCACUUUGAUAACUUGCAUAAAUUGAAAUCCUUGAGCAUAGAGGGAAUCGAGAUUGGGAACAUACAGAGAAGGAUGUUUGAACCACUCAAACAAUUGACCCACAUUUACUUUAAGAAGUUCCAGUACUGCGGCUACGCCCCUCACGUGCGCAGCUGCAAGCCCAACACGGACGGCAUCUCGUCCUUCGAGGACCUCCUGGCCAACAUCGUCCUGAGGGUUUUCGUCUGGGUGGUGUCGGCCACCACGUGCUUCGGCAACAUCUUCGUCAUCUGCAUGCGCUCCUACAUCCGAUCGGAGAACAAGCUCCAUGCCAUGUGUAUCAUCUCCCUAUGUUGUGCCGACGGACUGAUGGGCGUUUACCUCUUCAUGAUUGGUGCCUACGACCUCAAGUUCCGCGGUGAGUACAACCGCCAUGCCCAGGCCUGGAUGGACAGCGUCCAGUGUCAGGUGAUCGGCUCCCUCGCCAUGCUCUCCACCGAGGUCUCUGUCCUCCUUCUCACCUACCUCACCCUGGAGAAGUACAUCUGUAUCGUCUACCCCUUCCGGUAUUUAACCCCCGGCUGCCGGCGCACUGUCUCAAUCCUUCUGAGCAUCUGGUUUAUUGGCUUCAUCAUCGCCUUCCUCCCCCUGGUAUUCAAAGGAUUGUUCAGGAACUUCUAUGGUACCAACGGCGUGUGUUUUCCGUUACACUCAGAGCAGCCUGAGACAACGGGGGCGCAGGUGUACUCCAUCGUCAUCUUCCUGGGCCUGAACCUGGUUGCAUUCCUUAUAAUCGUACUGUCCUACGGGAGUAUGUUCUACAACAUCCAGAGGACAGGGACACAGACGACAAAAUAUAGUAACCACAUCAAAAAGGAGGUGACCAUAGCCAAGAGGUUCUUUUCCAUCGUCAUCACCGACUCUCUUUGCUGGAUACCCAUAUUUGUCCUCAAGAUUCUAUCACUGUUGCAGGUGGAAAUUCCAGGAACCAUCAGCUCCUGGGUGGUGAUCUUCAUUCUGCCCAUCAACAGCGCCCUCAACCCCAUCCUGUACACCCUGACCACACGGCCAUUCAAAGAGACCAUCCUCCAGGUGUGGGCCAACUACAGGCAGAGGAGACCUCUGAUGAGCAACCACACAGCCCACCAACCCUCAUUCACAUUGCAGGAGAUGUGGCCUCUCCAAGAAAACAGCCAGACCCUGACUUCGCCUGGCGACUACCUGGCGAAUCCCUCAAAAAUAUCCUGCACGUCUCAGCUACUGCCCGUGGAAAGAACAAACGGUGUAUAAUGCCCUUCGGUUUCAACCAUUCAUGUGGGUUCAUGUGAAUGGUACGUUUACAGCAUGUUGACGGUUGUAGAGUCAAUUAACAUUUUGCACUGUGAUUUGUACAGACAGAGGAUCUCAUUGUACACGUUGGACUAUGUGCAAUUCUACUCUGCUGAUGCUUAGACUUUGGCUUUGUGAAUGCCUUCGGUUUGAUGUGAUUAUUAACAUACUUAUUCCUAAAAACAUAAAUCACACCCAUCAGCAUUCAUUUCUGUAUAGUAGAUUGCUCCUGAUGUACUGGAGCCUACAGAUUGUGUACAGUAUUGUAUAGAAUAAAGCAAUCACUGUCA
Messenger RNA from Oncorhynchus kisutch (coho salmon), 2515 nucleotides. Its product is annotated as relaxin receptor 1. Gene Ontology annotation, molecular function: G protein-coupled peptide receptor activity; protein binding. NCBI's taxonomy places the organism in Eukaryota, Metazoa, Chordata, Actinopteri, Salmoniformes, Salmonidae. Gene Ontology annotation, cellular component: plasma membrane. The record is from RefSeq and is a predicted model, not a curated record. The transcript has 17 exons. Bases 90 to 2186 code for a protein of 698 amino acids. Gene Ontology annotation, biological process: activation of adenylate cyclase activity; hormone-mediated signaling pathway; adenylate cyclase-activating G protein-coupled receptor signaling pathway.